Suncus etruscus (white-toothed pygmy shrew) is the source of this 772-nucleotide messenger RNA. RefSeq names its product ubiquitin conjugating enzyme E2 S (gene UBE2S). The coding region runs from base 140 to 772 and encodes 210 amino acids. The record is from RefSeq and is a predicted model, not a curated record. The transcript is spliced from 4 exons. Lineage: Eukaryota; Metazoa; Chordata; Mammalia; Eulipotyphla; Soricidae.
UGCGCGGCGGCUGCGGCGGGCACCGGGCGCCGGGCAGCGGAGGGGCCCACCGGGGCCUCGCCAGGGCCUCAGCGGCUGCAGCCGGCGGCCCAGGAGCACAGCAGAGGCGCCGGGGCGGCCUCCCCAGCCGGCCGCCGUCAUGAACUCCAACGUGGAGAACCUGCCCCCGCACAUCAUCCGCCUGGUGUACAAGGAGGUGGCCACGCUGACCGCCGACCCGCCCGACGGCAUCAAAGUCUUCCCCAACGAGGAGGACCUCACCGACCUGCAGGUCACCAUCGAGGGGCCCGAGGGCACCCCCUAUGCCGGAGGCCUGUUCCGCAUGAAGCUGCUGCUGGGGAAGGACUUUCCCGCCUCCCCGCCCAAGGGCUUCUUCCUGACCAAGAUCUUCCACCCCAACGUCGGCCCCAACGGCGAGAUCUGCGUCAACGUGCUCAAGCGGGACUGGACGGCCAAGCUGGGCAUCCGCCACGUGCUGCUGACCAUCAAGUGCCUGCUUAUCCACCCGAAUCCCGAGUCUGCCCUCAAUGAGGAGGCGGGCCGCUUACUGCUGGAGGACUACGAGGAGUACGCGGCGCGAGCCCGCCUGCUCACCGAGAUCCACGGGGGCGGCCCUGGCAGUGCAGUGCCCCAAGGAGAUGCUGCCGCUCCAGGAGCCCCCGGAGGCGCGGAGGGGCCCUUGGCCAAGAAGCAUGCAGGCGAGCGGGACAGGAAGCUGGCGGGCAAGAAAAAGACAGACAAGGACAAGAAGCGGGCACUGCGGCGGCUGUGA